AUGGCAGCUUGUCCCUGGCGUUUCUUGACUCCUGGUGGUUCCACUGGCUGGAAGUCUUGUCGCAGGAGUUCGAUAUUGGGAUCGCCAUUGCGGCGACCAAGAGCAUCACAAUCCCAGACAAGCGUUGAUGAGAUUGAAGAGCUGGCUGUUUCCCGACAGAAGUUCCACGAGGAGAGACAGCGGAUACAGGCGAAACAGCUUGAAGCUGAAGAAAAGGCUCAUCAGAAUGCUGAGCGAGAACAAGCUUUGCUCGAUGAGCUGAACGUCCUGGAGACCCAAAUUGCUGAGCUUUCUGAAAGGUUGCAAGCUACAGUCGAAAGCCCACAUGAGGAGCAACGCAAGGAACGCAAGGCAGAGGCAGCCUCCAAACGGAUGGCAGCGAUGACUAUGCUCGGCUGUGAGCGGGACUGGCUUCAGAAGGAAGUCACCAUUCUAAAGGGUCAAUCGAGUAGUCUGGAAGAGAAGGUUGUGCAGCUUUCCAAACAGCUUGAGGAUGCGAAGGCUUCUGCUGCGAGGGGGGCUGAAGAAACUGCACAGUUGAGAUCCGAGCUGCAAGAACGCCGUGAGGAGCAAGCUUCAUUUGCAGCUCAGCAGGCUGCGCAUGCCAGAACCGAUGCUGGUUUGCGCUUGCAGGCAUCAUCCCUAGAUCAUCAUGUCUCCCGCUUGGUGCAAGCUGUUGAGAAGGAGCAAGACAUGCAACAGAAGGAGCAGGAGCGUUUGAUGAAGCACCAGGAGUCGCACAAAGACAAGGCUAAGAAUGAACAUUUGCGAUCCGAAGAUCUGCUCAGGCUGCCAGCCAGGCUUCAAGCUGACCAUGAAGAGGCCCAUCGCUGUAAGGACCUUGCUACAGAACUACGGCACGCAAAGCAAGAGUGCCAAGCAAAGUUGGAGAGCUACCGCGGGUAUCAGGAGCGCCUGAACUUUGAGUUGGUGCAUUGGCGGCAAGUAUCCAAGCAAGCAGAGGCAGAGCUGGAGGCUGCAAAGAUCAGUCGCAGCAAGGUGGAGGAGGAGCUCACUUUGGAAGAACGGGAGGUGGAGGAGCUCACCAAAGAAGUUGAUCGCAUCGAGGGGAAGCAUUUGGAAGCACUCGAGACGAAGUUGCUGCCCCUCCGAGAAAGCUGCGCACAACUUGCUGAACGUGAGCUGCAGCUGGUGGUCCAGGAACAAUUGGAUCGUCACCGUUCACCAUCUCCACUUCGACAGGUAGUACAAGCACCGCCUGCAACACCAUGCUCUCCAUUGAAUCGAAUGGCCACAGGCAUUCCAGCUCUUGGACAUGCUGGUCAUCGCCAAUGCCUUCGCCCAGCUGCCAAGGGCUUGGGAUCACUUCCAAGGGCUGCGCCAAAGCCGCUGCCAGUUCUGGUUGGAAGCAUGAGACGAAUGUGA
This is a messenger RNA of Cladocopium goreaui, 1386 nucleotides long. The record is from the annotation of a GenBank genome assembly. NCBI's taxonomy places the organism in Eukaryota, Dinophyceae, Suessiales, Symbiodiniaceae.